This is a messenger RNA of Seriola aureovittata, 3989 nucleotides long. RefSeq names its product polypyrimidine tract-binding protein 3-like. The transcript has 13 exons. The record is from RefSeq and is a predicted model, not a curated record. Lineage: Eukaryota; Metazoa; Chordata; Actinopteri; Carangiformes; Carangidae. The coding region runs from base 14 to 1627 and encodes 537 amino acids. Gene Ontology annotation, cellular component: nucleus. Gene Ontology annotation, molecular function: mRNA binding. Gene Ontology annotation, biological process: mRNA processing; regulation of RNA splicing.
UCUAAUUGGAUCAAUGUAUUAUAUAUUAUACAUAAUUAUUAAUAUAUUAUAUAUUAUUAUUAUAUCAUUUAUUCCCUGUGUGUCUGAGCAGGAGUCGUUCACCUCGUCUCUCAGCUGCUCUGCGAACAUGAGCACCUCGAACCUGUCCACAGUGGAUGGCACUGAUAGGCUGUGUGUUUCUGAGCGUGCUCAGUCCGUCCCGUCCCGAGUCCUUCACCUGCGCCAGCUUCCCGCCGACGUCUCCGAACAGGAAGUGCUGGCGCUGGCGCUUCCCUUCGGCCGAGUUAGUAAACUGAUCACACUGAAGACCAAGAACCAGGCGUUUCUAGAGAUGGCGUCAGAGGAAGCAGCAGUUACCAUGGUGAACUACUACACCUCGGCCACGCCUACCGUCAGGAACCAGCCAAUCUUCAUUCAGUACUCCACCCACCGCGAGCUCAAGACCGACAAUCUGACCAAUCAGAGAGCUCAGGUGACGCUUCAGGCCAUCAGUGCAGCAGCAGUGCAUUCUGGGAGCAUGGCGUCAGGAGGGGAGGGGCGGGGCUUAGCUCUGGGUCAGAGUCCCGUGCUGAGGAUCAUCGUGGAGAAUUUAUUUUACCCGGUCACGCUGGAGGUUCUACAGCAGAUCUUCAGUAAGUUCGGCUCAGUGUUGAAGAUCAUCACUUUCACCAGGAACAAUCAGUUUCAGGCUCUGCUGCAGUUCAGUGACGCCGUGCACGCUCAGCACGCCAAGGCUUCUCUGGACGGUCAGAACAUCUACAACGGCUGCUGCACGCUGAGGAUCGACUUUUCCAAACUGAGCGCGCUCAACGUCAAAUACAACAACGACAAGAGCCGAGACUUCACCAGAGCCGACCUGCCCACCGGAGAGCUGGAGCCCGCCGCCGCCUUCGGUGUAGCCCUCCCUCCAUACGGUGCAGCAGCUUUCCCGCCCACCUUCCACCAACACACAGGUCUGUCGAUGGCGGCAGUCCCUGGCUCGCUAGUGUCGCCUCCUCGUGUCUCGCUGCAGGUGGCGCCUCCUGCUGUCCACUCAGUGCUGCUGGUGUCCAACCUGAACCCAGAGAGCGUCUCGCCUCACUGCCUCUUCAUCCUGUUCGGUGUCUAUGGAGACGUUCAGAGAGUGAAAAUCCUCUUCAAUAAGAAGGAGAACGCUCUUGUUCAGAUGAGCGACGCCACACAGGCUCAACUGGCAAUGAGUCACCUGAACGGCCAGCGUCUCCAUGGUAACGUGAUUCGGGUGACGUUGUCCAAACACCCGGUGGUGCAGCUGCCUCGUGGGGGGGCUGGGCAAGAAGAGCAGGCACUGACUCGUGACUUUUCAGGCUCCGCCCUCCACCGCUUCAAAAAACCCGGAUCCAAAAAUUUUAACAACAUUUUCCCUCCAUCAGCGACGCUGCACCUGUCCAACAUCCCCUCCUCGGUCAGUGAGGAGGUGUUGAAGGAUUUAUUUUCCUCCAGCGGAUUCACAGUCAAAGCCUUUAAGUUUUUCCAGAAGGACAGGAAGAUGGCUCUGAUGCAGCUGGCGUCGGUGGAGGAGGCCAUUGAGGCGCUGAUCCACCUGCAUGACCACCAGCUGGACCACAACCAGCACCUCCGGGUCUCCUUCUCCAAGUCCACCAUCUGACCUUUGACCCCAAGACGCCCCCCACACAUAAAUAUACAGCAGGUCAGCUGAUGUCAGCAGGCGGCCCUGGGCUGUCAGCAUAGUUACUGUUGUCAUUAGCCUGUUAGCUUUAGUUUAGUCAGCUAUUAGCCUGUUAGCCAUCCAUUUAACUAUAACACCUUUUAGCUUAUUAGCUUGAAUUUAGCUGCAGCAGCCCGUAGCUUGUUAGCUUUGAGGUUAGCUGCAGUAGCUCGUAGCUUGUUAGCUUUGAGGUUAGCUGCAGUAGCUCGUAGCUUGUUAGCUUUGAGUUUAGCUGAAGCAGCUCAUAGCUUGUUAGCUUCAUUUGUUCACAACAAUUAAAUUGUAUAACAUCAGAGAUUCAUGUUGAUGUUUCAUCUUAACAAGAGAAACUCAAACAUUAGCGAGUGUUAUUGAUGUUAAAGUUUGUUGAUGACGAAUGUUAAGCUCCAGUACAUAAAUAGAUAAUAAUAAUGUCAAGGCUGACAUGCUAGUAGCUAACUAACAUCAAAGCUAACGGUCUGAUAGCUCGUUAGCAUGACGCCUCUGACCCUCUGAUGUCACUUGCUCUCUGGACGUUUCAACCAUUUUCCUUCCAACCCGUCACCUGACCUUUGACCUUUGGAGCUGACUAACCAAUCAGACUGCAGGGAUUCUGAUUGGUCCGCGGUGAGAGCAAUGGACCAGUGGGAGAGACCUGACACACCAACGAGCUGUGCCUACAAACACUCUGACAUCACGAUGACGGAUGAUGUCACAACAAGGGGUCGUCGCCAUGGUUACAGAGCACAUUCCUGAGUAGACUGAGAACUGAGUAGCAAUGCAUUGUGGGUAGUGAGGUCCAACAAGGAGCUAAUGUGAGUGAACUGUUCUGUCUAAAUGUUAAAUUAAUGUGAUGCAGAAAAAAAAAAUCAGGAAAAAUUUUCUUUUUAAAGUUAAAAAGAGAAUUUUCAAAAUAAAACCUGCCUUUUUCUUAAAAUUCCAAAAGAAAUACUUUAAUUUUUUAUUCUUUUUGUUUUAUCUUCAGCAUGAUUCGAAAUCUGGUCUCGAAGCUGUAAAUUAUUUAUUUAGUUUUCACUGUAACUUUGAGCUAAAAGCAAAAAGACAUAAUUUAUCUUUUUAUUUCAUUUUUUUAAUAAUCACAGUUUCACUUUUAUUUUAUUGUUAAAAUUUAUUUUGACGACUUUCACAAACUUCCACCUUUUUUUAUUUUAUUUUCAGUGACGUGCCUUUCCAUCGGCACUUCACUGCCAUCUGAUUGGUUAAAUGAUUACUAUCAUUUAUUAUUAUUAUUAUAAUCAUUAUUAUUAUUGUUGUUUUGAUGUUAGCAUUUAGCUGCAAUCUCAACAAACCUUCUUCGUGCCUUAUUUUUCUGAUUGUUCUGCUGGUUUUUGGUUUUUGGUCGUGGUGUUUGGGGUCGUUCGUCGUUUUGAUCUGACUUUGAUUUUUCUUUUUUUUUUUAGGAUUUUUUAGGUGAAAUCUUUUUUGUUUUAUUGUUGUUUAUAUUUUGGGAGGGUUUUUUAAUCAUGAAUGUAUUUAUACUGUAAGACAUGAACUAGGUAAUGCUUCUAUGUCCCACCCACCUGUCCUACCUGCGUUUGUAUUUAUAUAUGUGUGUGUGUGUGUGUGUGUGUGUGUGUGUCAUACUGAGCUGUGAUUGGUUGAUCCUCAAAUGUCCCACCUUUUUUUCCUAUUAAAAAUAUAUUUAAUUCUAAUUCAGCUUGAUUUUUUUUCCCGUCUUGUUUGGAUUCAUUUGUUGUUGAUUUUCUUUUCAGGAAACAAGCCAGAAAAAAACAGGAAGUUUCAGAUUCCCAGUUUGCCUUCUGACCUCUGACCUUUCUGCUGAUUAUGUUAAAAGUAAAAAUGAGGCGGCGGCGACGACAAAGUCUUUUGUUGUUUUUGCUUGCAAAUUUUUUUUAUUUGUUGUUUUUUAUUUUUGUUAACUAAUUGAUAGAUUAUUUUUUCUUGUCCUUGUUUCUUUGUUAGGUUUAAAAAAAAUCUAUUUAUAUAGUUUAAAAAAUGAAUAUUCUUUUUGCAAACUUCUAAAAACAUUUUAAAAUUCAAUUCUAAGAUUAUUAUGUUUAGAUAAAGUGGGGGGCGGGGUCAAACCAAGCUAAAACUAAAGUGUGCCUUUCAAUUGGACUAACUCAUUAUCAUGACAUCACUUCCUGUUUAAAUGGCUUUCCAGUAUCUUUAAGUUAAUACUCAUAACGUGUUCCAUAAGGUUUUUAUUUGCAUGAUUUAAAUUGUUUUUACAUUUUCAUGUUUCGAUUCUUAUUUCAUAUCAAGUCAAAGUUUUUUUUGAAUUGGGAGAUUUAAACGUUGAUGUAAUCGAAUCUUUGUGACUUCUCAUGUAGCCCCGCCC